UCAUUCAUGCUGAGCGCUGCUCUCCUGUGCGCACGGAUCUGCAGAGCUGAGCUUUUUGAACCGCUGCUGCUGCUCUCUGACGAGCCGAGCGGGAAUGGAAACGUCUUCUGCUGCAACUCUGACAUCCUAAAGAAAAGAAGAAAUAAUGCCAAGCAGGGAUAAUACAAAACACGGCUUAAUAAGGCUGGUGGCAGACAUGGCUGAGGAUCAAGGGAUGAGGAUAUAAAAUCUCCACCAGAGAAAGGAGGAUAAAAGAGAACAGGAAGAUUACUACUUUGAGACUUUUUUUCUACUUAUACAUCAUUGUACCCUGCAGUCGUAUAAGGCACCGACUGAACCUUUAACGGAUUACGCUCUCAAAAACAUACACCCACUUCCCUCCCCUCACCACCAUGUCACACCUUAAUCCACCCCUUCUCAUCUUCCCCUUGCUCUUCCUUCUCCUCUCCCUCCCUAAGACCUCCACAUCUACCACUCCCCCCACCUCUGCUCUCCUCUCCUUCUCUCCGCCGGAAGGUGGUCUCACACAUUUGGUGGUCCACAACAAAACGGGAGAGGUCUACCUGGGUGCCGUCAACUGGAUCUACAAGCUGUCUGGCAACCUCACCAAGCUGCGGAGCCAUGUCACCGGGCCCGUCACCGACAACCCUCGCUGUUACCCUCCUCCUGGUGUCCAGUCCUGCCCACAUGAGCUAGUGCAGACUUCUAAUGUCAAUAAACUCCUGCUACUCGAUGCUGCCCACAACCGCUUAAUUGCGUGUGGGAGUACUUCCCAGGGAAUAUGCCAGUUCCUGCGUCUGGAUGAUUUAUUUAAGCUCGGUGAGCCACACCACCGUAAAGAGCAUUAUCUAUCCAGCGUUGCGGAGGCGGGCACCAUGUCUGGUGUGGUGAUCCCCCCUGACAUCUUCGGCGGGGGCGGCAAGCUCUUCGUCGGCACCCCCAUCGACGGGAAAUCGGAGUACUUUCCUACGCUGUCGAGUCGCAAACUGAUGUCGAACGAGGAGAACGCCGACAUGUUCAGCUUUGUGUACCAGGACGAGUUUGUAUCUUCGCAGCUUAAGAUUCCCUCUGACACCCUGUCCAAGUUCCCGGCAUUUGACAUCUACUACAUCUACGGCUUCAACAGUGAGCAGUUUGUCUAUUACCUCACCUUACAACUUGACACCCAGCUCACCUCGCCAGAUGCGAGCAGCGAACAGUUCUUCACCUCCAAGAUCGUCCGCCUGUGUGUCGACGACCCCAAGUUCUACUCUUAUGUCGAAUUCCCCAUCGGCUGCACUAAGGACGGAGUGGAGUACCGCUUGGUUCAGGACGCCUACCUGGCCCGACCAGGAACCCGCUUGGCACGUUCUCUUGGUAUUCGAGAGCACGAGGAGGUUCUGUUCACUGUAUUUGCCCAAGGUCAGAAGAACAGAGCCAAGCCGCCCAAGGAGUCGGCUUUGUGUUUGUUCACAAUGAGGCAGAUAAAGGAAAAGAUUAAAGAGAGGAUUCAGUCGUGCUACAAAGGAGAGGGAAAACUCUCCCUGCCCUGGCUGCUCAACAAGGAGCUGGCCUGCAUCAACUCGCCGCUGCAGAUAGACGACAACUUCUGCGGCCAGGACUUCAACCAGCCUCUCGGAGGUACAAAAGCCAUCGAAGGAUUUCCACUUUACGUGGACAAAGAUGACGGCAUGACCUCUGUGGCGGCGUACGACUACAGAGGAAACACCGUGGCAUUUACCGGCACUCGCAGCGGACGCAUAAAGAAGAUCCUGGUGAACUCCAUUUCCCAGCCUGCCUUGUUGUAUGAGAAUGUGAUGGUGAGCGAUGGGAACCCCAUCCUGAGAGAUCUGCUCUUCAGUCCAGAUCAUCAGUUUUUGUACGCUCUCACUGAUAAACAGGUGACCCGUGUGCCGGUGGAGAGUUGUGAGCAGUACGCAUCCUGUAGAGACUGUCUGGGAUCAGGAGACCCUCACUGUGGCUGGUGUGUGCUACACAACAUAUGUUCGAGGAGGGAUCGCUGCGAGCGAGCAGAGGAGCCGCAGCGUUUCACCACCAGAGUGGAGCAGUGCGUUCAUCUGUCCGUCCACCCAGAGACCGUCUCUGUCACCAUGUCAGAAGUGCAGUUGGUGCUUCAGGCGCAGAACGUGCCCAGUCUGUCUGCAGGAGUGAACUGCUCCUUCGAGGACUACGUGGAGACGGAAGGACGCAUCUACAACGGACGGAUCUUCUGCCUGUCUCCCUCUACCAAAGAAAUUGCUCCCAUAACGCGAGACCAGGGUGACCAACGUAUAAUAAGACUGUACCUGAAGUCCAAAGAGACAGGAAAGAAGUUUGCCAGCGUUUUGUUCGUCUUCUACAACUGCAGCGUCCACCAGUCGUGCCUGUCCUGUGUCAACGCCAACUUCCCCUGCCACUGGUGCAAAUACCGCCACAUGUGCACACAGAACGCCAGCGACUGCUCCUUCCAGGAGGGCCGGGUCAACACGUCCAAGGACUGCCCUCAGAUCCUGCCCUCCACUCAGAUCUACAUUCCAGCCGGGGUAAUGAGGCCGAUCACCCUGCUGGCUCAGAACCUCCCCCAGCCUCAGUCCGGACAGCAGAACUACGAGUGCAUCUUUCACAUCCAGGGCAGCACACACAGCGUCCCGGCGCUGAGGUUCAACAGCUCCAGCAUCCAGUGUCAGAAGACCAUGUAUGACUAUGAGGGCGGCGGCAUCAGCGACCUGCCGGUUGACCUCUCCGUGGUGUGGAACGGGAACUUUGUCAUCGACAACCCAUUCAACAUUCAAGCCCACUUGUACAAGUGUAGGGCGUUACGGGACAGCUGUGGGAUGUGUCUGAAGGCUGACCCCAGGUUUGAAUGCGGUUGGUGUGUCCAAGAUAAGAAGUGCUCCCUGCGGCAGGAGUGUACGGGCGGAGGGAACUCCAACGUGCCGCUGCAGCUGGCCGAAGGUGGAGGGUGGAUGCAUGCCACAUCUGGAAACAGCCGUUGCACUCACCCCAAGAUCACCAAGUUGUUCCCGGAAACCGGACCUCGUCAAGGGGGCACCAGGUUGACGAUCUGGGGGGAAAACCUGGGCCUACAGUUCCGAGACAUCCAGAUGGGAGUGGUCUUGGGAAAGGUGCCCUGCGUGCCCAUCGAACAGGAGUAUGUCAGCGCUGAGAGAAUCGUUUGUCUUCUGAACGAUGCCACUGGCUACCGGGUUCAAGAAGCUCAGGUGGAGGUGUGUGUGAGAGCCUGUGUCAGUGACUACAGAGCUCUGUCACCAAGGCCAUUCACCUUUGUGACUCCGUACUUCACUCGUAUCCAGCCAUCUCAGGGACCCAUUUCGGGCGGCACCCGGGUCACCAUUGAGGGAAGCUAUCUCAACGCAGGCAGCUCCGUUUCUGUCAGCAUCGGACCACAACCCUGCCAUUUUAAGAGGAGAAAUGCACGAGAGAUUGUGUGCAUUACCCCAGCUGUACUUUCACCAAGCAGUUCAUCGGUUCUGGUAGACAUCGAUGACGCCGAGCUCCGUAACCCAGAGGUCAGAUUUAACUACACCGAAGACCCCACGGUUCUGAAAAUCGAACCUGACUGGAGCAUCGCCAGUGGUGGAACCCCACUGACAGUGAGUGGGACCAACUUAGCAACCAUCCGAGAACCGAAGAUCAGGGCCAAAUACGGGCAGGCCGAGUCUUUUCAUAACUGCACCGUGUACAACAACUCUGUGAUGGUGUGCCUCGCUCCAUCGGUGGCGGAUUCAGAGCUGGGCUUUUCCGACACCGGCACCGGCCCGGACGAGAUCGGCUUCUACAUGGACAACGUGAACUCUCUGGUGGUUGUCAACGAGACGUUCAGCUACUACCCCGACCCCAUCUUUGAGCCACUGAGUCCGUCCGGCGUGCUGGAGCUCAAGCCCACAUCACCACUAAUACUGAAGGGUCGUAACCUGAUCCCAGCGGCGCCGGGUAACAGCCGCCUGAACUACACGGUGCUGAUUGGAGAGACUCCCUGCGUCCUGACCCUGUCUGAGAGCCAGCUGCUGUGCGAAUGGCCCAACCUCACCGGACAACACAAAGUCACGAUCCGUGCUGGUGGAUUCGAAUACUCCCCAGGAACUCUUCACAUCUACUCGGACAGUCUUCUCACCCUGCCCGCCAUCAUUGGCAUUGGAGGGGGCGGUGGCCUGCUCCUCUUGGUGAUCAUCGCUGUUCUGAUAGCCUACAAGAGGAAGUCGAGGGACGCGGACCGCACCCUGAAGCGCCUCCAGCUCCAGAUGGACAACCUGGAGUCACGAGUGGCCCUGGAGUGUAAAGAAGCUUUCGCUGAGCUCCAGACGGACAUCCACGAACUGACCCAGGAACUGGACGGCGCAGGGAUUCCCUUCUUGGACUAUCGCACAUACGCAAUGAGAGUCCUGUUCCCCGGAAUUGAGGAUCACCCUGUGCUUAAGGAGAUGGAGGUACGGGUCCAAGCCAACGUUGAGAAGGCACUCACACUGUUUGGCCAGCUGUUGACCAAGAAGCACUUCCUGCUGACAUUCAUACGGACACUUGAGGCUCAAAGGUCGUUUUCGAUGCGGGAUCGAGGCAACGUGGCAUCUCUGAUCAUGACGGCCCUGCAGGGGGAGAUGGAGUACGCCACAGGGGUCCUGAAACAACUGCUGUCUGAUCUGAUAGACAGAAACCUGGAGAGCAAAAAUCACCCCAAACUGCUGCUAAGGAGAACGGAGUCUGUUGCUGAAAAGAUGCUAACCAACUGGUUUACUUUCCUCCUGUACAAGUUCCUCAAGGAGUGCGCCGGCGAGCCUCUGUUCAUGCUGUACUGUGCCAUCAAACAGCAGAUGGAGAAGGGACCCAUUGACGCCAUCACAGGAGAAGCCCGCUACUCCCUCAGCGAGGACAAACUCAUCAGGCAACAGAUUGACUACAAAACAUUGACGCUGCACUGCGUUAACCCGGAGAAUGAAAACGCCUCAGAGGUGACGGUCAAAUGUCUGAACUGUGACACCAUCACUCAGGUCAAGGAGAAGUUGCUUGAUGCCGUGUACAAAGGCAGCCCUUACUCACAAAGGCCAAAGGCGUCUGAUAUGGACCUUGAAUGGCGUCAGGGUAGGAUGGCCAGAAUCAUUCUGCAGGACGAAGACGUCACGACCAAGAUCGACAAUGACUGGAAAAGACUCAACACGCUAGCUCACUAUCAGGUAACAGAUGCCUCAGUGAUCGCCUUGGUGCCAAAGCAGAACUCUGCGUACAACAUCUCCAACUCCUCCACCUUCACAAAGAGCCUCAGCAGAUACGAGAGCAUGCUGAGGACGGCCAGCAGUCCAGACAGUCUGCGGUCCAGAACGCCGAUGAUCACACCAGACCUGGAGAGUGGCACCAAGCUGUGGCAUUUGGUGAAGAACCACGACCACUCGGACCAGAGGGAAGGGGACCGAGGGAGCAAGAUGGUCUCUGAGAUUUACCUGACCAGGCUGCUGGCCACGAAGGGUACAUUACAGAAGUUUGUGGAUGACUUGUUUGAGACCAUCUUCAGCACGGCUCACAGAGGCAGCGCGCUGCCGCUGGCCAUCAAGUACAUGUUCGACUUUCUGGACGAGCAAGCCGACAAGCACUCCAUCACAGAUUACGACGUACGGCACACCUGGAAGAGCAACUGUCUUCCCCUGCGGUUCUGGGUGAAUGUGAUCAAGAAUCCUCAGUUUGUAUUCGACAUCCAUAAAAACAGCAUCACAGACGCCUGCCUGUCCGUCGUGGCUCAGACCUUCAUGGACUCGUGUUCGACGUCUGAGCACAAGCUGGGGAAAGACUCGCCUUCGAAUAAGCUCCUCUACGCUAAAGACAUCCCCAACUACAAGAGCUGGGUGGAGAGAUAUUACUCGGAUAUUUCCCGUAUGCCAGCAAUCAGCGAUCAGGACAUGAGUGCCUACUUAGCGGAGCAGUCGCGCCUGCACCUCGACCAGUUCAACAGCAUGUCUGCUCUGCAUGAGAUCUACACCUACAUCAUCAAAUACAAAGACGAGAUCCUGUCGGCGCUCCAGAAGGACGAGCAGUCCCGCAGGCAGCGGCUACGCGGAAAGCUAGAGCAGGUCAUCGACACAAUGGCCCUUGCCAGCUGAGGGCCGGCCAAUCAGACACCUCAACUAGUGCAGAACUUGGCUUAACCCACACGCCUUCCCCUCUCCACGUCUGACAUCAUUUCCAUGCACAACGUUUUGAAAUCUGUUGUCGCCACGCUCGCAGACCGCCCCUCCCCCCCACAGCGGUGGGAAUGAAGCAGGAGGGAGACGGGCGACGCAGCGGCACGCCGGAGGGACAGCAGAAUGUUUGGUCACCACGUUUAGUUUUACUUUCUUCUCUGAGCCGCAAUUCUUACUCUGAUCAGCCAAAUCAAAUGCAACUCCUAGCCUCAGCUAAUGUGGACCUGAGCUUAAACAGAUGAGCAGGAAAAAAACUGGUUUAGCUGGAACCCCUGCGGGGAAGGUACAGGCCACCCCUCGGUAUCUUUCCACUGCCACGGCAACGGUUCAGACUGUGAGUCAUCGAAAAUCCAGGAGAUUUUAUCACUCUACUUGAUCCCCUUUCUGUUGCUGUCCUCCGUAGGGAGCAGGGGAGAUGAAACAUCAGGGACUCUGCAGAGCGGCGGUGGGAAAUCCUGGCAGAGAUUUACUUAGACGUUUCAGGAAGCCGCAGAAACGAGGGGGACGGAGGACCGACCCGAGAACGUCCCCCGUUUCCGGUUUGGACUCUCCACGUGUCUAUCGGCGCAAAGAACAAAAGAACAACAACAACAAAAAACAAAACACGCCUCGAAAAAGUUCCCGUUACGCUGCGUUUAAUUUGUCAUUGCAUCCGAUUCUUUUCUCUCCCCAGUGCUGUGCCACUUGUGUUACUGCUGAAUUUGCACAACAGAAGCUAAAUCAAAAGAGAGAAGAGGAUAUAUGAUCAAAUAUAUAUAUAUAUAGAUAUAUAAAUACAACCCUUUGUUUUUAAAACGAAUCAAAAAGUUGAACUUUUU
This is a messenger RNA of Xiphophorus maculatus (southern platyfish), 6985 nucleotides long. RefSeq names its product plexin-A1-like (gene plxna1a). The record is from RefSeq and is a predicted model, not a curated record. The transcript is spliced from 33 exons. NCBI's taxonomy places the organism in Eukaryota, Metazoa, Chordata, Actinopteri, Cyprinodontiformes, Poeciliidae. Gene Ontology annotation, cellular component: semaphorin receptor complex. Gene Ontology annotation, biological process: regulation of cell migration; semaphorin-plexin signaling pathway involved in axon guidance; negative regulation of cell adhesion. Gene Ontology annotation, molecular function: protein binding; semaphorin receptor activity. Bases 393 to 6086 code for a protein of 1897 amino acids.